UCCUCUCUCGCCCUCUCUCUUUCUCUCGUCCGAAACGAACGCGGCGUUGACCCGCACCAUGGACCCGCAGCACGUCAACUUCGUGCCCGGGCUCGGCGUCGUCGACCCGUUCGGCAAGAAGCAGGGCACGCUCGCGUCCUUCACGCACGCCGUCCUCGCCACCGCCCUCUUCCGGUGCUGGCACAUCCUCCUCUUCUUCACCGUCUGGGCGACGGCGAUAUACCUCAUCAACCGCGAGGUCCACACCAUCGUCAUCCAGUCCACCCUGCUCACGGUGCUCGGUACCGUUUUGGGUUUCGUCGUGUCGUACCGGACGACGUCCAGUUUCGAGAGAUAUAACGAAGGGCGCAGGCUCUGGGGCCAGAUUGUGUUGGGCACGCGCACCUUUGCCAGAGUUGUCUGGUUCCAUGUUCCUGACACCACCGAUGGCGCCAGCAAGUCACCCGAAGAAACCAAGGCUCGCUCUCUGAUCGAGAAAAAGACGGUCAUCAACCUGCUCGAAGGCUUCGCCGUCGCCGUCAAACACUACCUCCGCGGCGAGGACGGGAUCCACUACGUCGACCUCUACCACCUCGUCAAGCACCUCCCGUCGUACGCCCUCCCCGCCGGCGUCCCGUCCGCCGCCAACCUCACCGACGAAGACAUCCUCUCCCCUCUCCCGGAAAAACCGUCGGAAGCCAACGGCCACCACGACGGCACCAGCGAGCUCCGCUCCGUCCGCUCCCGCGCCUCGUCCAACACCUCGCUCCCCAUGCCCGCCACCGCUCCGCGUGCCUCGCACCCAGGAGGAGGCCGACCGCGCAAACCCAGCGUGGCCGCCCCGCCGAUGUCUCCCCGCAGCGCCGCGAGCCGGUUCCCGACGGCGUCGAUCGGACCGGGGGAAGAGGGGUUCCUGUUGCCGGCGCGGACCCCGCCGCAGUACGGGCUGUUCGACCUCUUCCCGUUCUCGCUCCUCGUGCGCUUUCUCGACAAGAAGGGGAAGGACGUCGGUGGGAAGAAGGCGGCUCGGCUGCGGGCGAAGCGCAGGGGCCGCGAGGGGUCGCAUAACAUCCCGCUAGAAAUUUCGUUCUAUUUGAGUUCCUACGUCGCCGCCCUUCAGCAACGCAAAUGCUUAGAUCCUCCCACCAACACAACACUGCUCGCCACCCUCACGCAACUCGUAGACGCCCUCACCGGUUUAGAACGCAUCCUCACCACGCCGAUACCCUUCUCAUACUCCGUUCAUCUUUGGGUCGUUACCUCUAUUUAUUGUUUGGUCCUGCCUUUCCAAAUCGUCGGCCCGCUGGACUGGGUGACUAUUCCCGGAACGGCGAUCGUGUCUUUCUUCUUCUUCGGAUUCCUCGUUGCUGGCGAAGAGAUCGAGAAUCCAUUCGGCUACGACAAGAACGACCUCAACAUGGACCACUUCACGCACAAUAUCAUUCGCAACGAGCUGCGGGCGAUCACCGCGACGCCGGCGCCCCAAGUCUCCUCCUGGGCUUUCGCCCCGGCCAACGACCGCGUGUUCGAGGUCGAGGACCGCGUCACGCCCGAAGAAUGGGUUCGCAGGGGCACGGCCCAGAUGCAGUUCGCUCUAUCUCUUUAGAUUGUCGUCUUUUACCAUGAGGAGGGGCAUGGCAGCUUUACGCAUCUCAUGACUGGGGCCGUUUAUACACUGCAAUUCUUCGGACUGAAAAAGCAUCUCCCGCACGGCAUUUUUUUAUAUCCGCUAAUUAUAUACGCACGAAGCAGAGACGUGUAGCCAUGCACUUUCAAUUACCUGAACAUCACAUUGCCGGUAUCUAUG
Punctularia strigosozonata HHB-11173 SS5 is the source of this 1786-nucleotide messenger RNA. Its product is annotated as UPF0187-domain-containing protein. Bases 59 to 1585 code for a protein of 508 amino acids. NCBI's taxonomy places the organism in Eukaryota, Fungi, Basidiomycota, Agaricomycetes, Corticiales, Punctulariaceae. The transcript has 12 exons. Gene Ontology annotation, molecular function: chloride channel activity. The record is from RefSeq and is a predicted model, not a curated record.